AGUUGGAGGCUUCACCUCACCACCCAGGUGCUCCUAAAGUGAAUUAUUUUAGAGAUGUAUUUGAAACAGUUCAGAGAUGUGUAUGGAACAGCUGCCUGGAAACGUUCCUCUGGCAGGUGGCUCUAAGGAGGUGGUGGGGGGGGGGGCUGAAGUUUAUCUAGUGGCAGUCCCAAGUGAGUGGGUGAGAUUCUGCGGGGUGGGUAAAAGAAUAAGUAACCAGCCAGGAUCCCCCAGGCCCACAGCGCCGGGCGAGGUGUAAGCAAGGUUGCCAGUAGCGGGUUCACGGCGGCAGGGGGCGCACUUGGAUGCGGGGACGUGAGACAGGAAGCUGCUGAGGCUCCCAGAGUCCUGGAAGAAGCCAGUUCCCAGAGCGUGCCAGGGAGACCUAGCUGAAUCUGGGGUAGACCGAGGGUCUAGUAAGAUCGGGCUAGCCACUCUGAUCGGGGAUACGCAGCUGGGCUGCCGAACCUCCCCAGUGCCCGGGCUCUAUCCCGCUGCCAAGCCGUCCUGGGAGCAGGUCCAGCUCUCUGAUCACAUUCGGUACCGAGCCCUCCCGACUCCACGCGCUUUCCCGGAGACACUGCCCGCCGCGUCACCAAGCAGAGAGGGCCCCUGAAGUUGACGUCCAGGAAUGGGACGUAAGUGGGUGGAGGUGUUGCAAGACAAUGGAGAUUUGAUGGUCAACUUUGAGUAAGGAUCCACAAGGGAACCAAGGACAGCAGGAGGCGGGGGGGGGCGGUCUUGAUGGGAGCAGACCGUCCUAGGGUACAGACAAGUCCCAAACUCCCACCUACGGAUCCCCCAAGGCCAUCUUCCAGGGACCGGGCAAAUGGCACCCAGGAAAGAGGGUCCGUGAAAUCAGCAGAGCAGGGAAGAGGCACACCACGCCUGGGCAGGGGUCCGGGGAUCCAGGAUGAGCAGACAGCGCCUGGAUGGAGGACACUGGGGACAGGCGAACGAGGAAUCAGAACACAAAGCCCGAGGCAGCCGGGGAUGGCAGCGUUGUGCGGGAGAAGCAGCGGAGGCGGCGGGAGCGGAACGACCCACACGGAGCCAGAGCAUCGGGACAUGAUGCCCAGGUCAGAGGGGAAGCUGGGGACUCCACAAGCGGGCCGGAGAAGAAUGGAGUGCAGAAGCCCCAGCUGGGUGUGAGAAGGAGACAGGCACGCAGUCCGGGGGUUACUGGAUCAUCGACCGGGGGAGCCUGACCCAGGUAGGGCUUCAGAGUGAGGUUCUGAAAGUCGUUGGGGCAAUGCCCCCAGGGAUUCCCAGCCCGGCUGUGACUCCAGUUAAAAGCAGCAGAGGAGAGGCACGACCCGCCGCUGCCCCGGGCCCCCCCAGCUCUCUUGUUUGUCUCGGAGUCCGGCAGGAACCGGCUUCUGCUCGCCGCCGGGCGGGCGGGUGGCUUCUGAUUGGUCAGUGCUUGUUUCCAGCCCCGAUUCAGCCAAUCAGCGUGCGGCAGUGUUUUCAUCUUGGGUUGGAAUAAAAGCGCUGGAAUAAAAGGAGACAGAAAAGGCGCCGGCCGGGCCCGACACACGCUGCUGGGAGCCUGGUGAGCUGGAUUUUGGUAUCUAGGUCCUGGGCAUAGGUGCUAGGAGGACAGAAAGCGCUCGAAUAGGGGUGCAGGGAGACAACAUGUGACCGAUGAGGAGCCGCCAGGGAAGAGAUGACGAAAAGAAGAGGCAGCUAGGAGAUGGCGAGACGGGGGUCCGCUUCCAUGGGAACAGUCUUAAUGCCGAGGAAACACCCCUGGUUGGGGGGCGCGCAGGUGGCUCGCGCCGCCGGUUUGAACCGGCUUCGCCUUUCCCAUGCGGGGUUCGCGUGGCCGCAGCGCCUAGCGACCUAGACAGCGGCCAAUGGCGCCGCAGUUUCUAGCCGUCAGGCCAAUGAGCGGGUCGGGGGCGGGCCGUUCCGGACGCCGUUCGCUGAUCUUGUGGUUGAAGGAACGAGCUCUGAGGAAGGGUCUCCAGUGCGGGCGGGAGGGCUCCUGUCAGGGUCCCAGGGAGUGGCAGCCCCCCAGGUAUGGCCCUGCCCAGGUAUCCGGACGUAAGGUGCCUCUCCUGCCGGUCCCCAAGCUGUGUCAGAUCUGCGGAAAGCCCGAUUAAUUCCACGCCCCUGAGCAUGUCUUAGUCUCUCCUUGUUUCCCUGCCUCAGGUUACCUCGGAACUCGCCGAGGGAGAGGUCUCCCCGCCGGGCGGGGGCCGCUGUCCCGGAGCUGAGGGCGGACGCACGAGCCAGCCGCAGACUGGCUGGCCCAGGACCCAGGCCGGGCUGAGGCUUCCUUCGCCGCGCGCCCCUACCGCCUGGGCCGCGGAGCGGUGACAAGCCCCGCGCGCUGCGGCAGCGGCCCGUGUUGGCCGCAUAGGCUGGGCAGCGCCCGGCGCUGACGCCGAGGUCUGUGUGCAGGUGGCCGCCGAACCGGAGCCGAAGCCGGAGCCGGGCCUCCGCGCCGCGCCAUGGCGCCCACCCUAGCCACAGCCCAUCGGCGCCGCUGGUGGAUGGCCUGCACAGCCGUGCUGGAAAACCUCCUCUUCUCGGCAGUCCUCCUGGGCUGGGGCUCGCUGCUCAUCAUGCUCAAGUCGGAGGGCUUUUACUCGUACCUGUGUACUGAGCCAGAUACUGUCACCAACGGCACAGUGGGGGGCACAGCAGAGCCGGAGCAGGAAUCUGAGGAUAUCAGCUGGAUGAAUGGCUGGCUUAGCUGCCAGGCCCAGGAUGAGAUGCUCAACUUGGCGUUCACCGUAGGCUCCUUCCUGCUCAGUGCCAUCACCCUGCCUCUAGGCAUCGUCAUGGACAAAUAUGGCCCAAGGAAGCUCAGGCUGCUGGGCAGUGCCUGCUUUGCUGUCUCCUGCUUGCUGAUUGCCUAUGGAGCAAGUAACCCGAACUCCCUCUCCGUGCUCAUCUUCGUUUCCCUGGCUCUGAAUGGCUUUGGUGGGAUGUGCAUGACUUUCACUUCAUUAACACUACCCAACAUGUUUGGCGACCUUCGGUCCACGUUUAUUGCCUUGAUGAUUGGAUCCUAUGCCUCAUCCGCAGUCACCUUCCCUGGGAUCAAGGUCAUCUAUGACUUCGGUGUCUCCUUCAUCAUCAUCCUUGUGGUCUGGGCAAGCUGCUCGGGAUUGGUUUUCCUCAACUGCUUCUUUAACUGGCCCCUGGAGCCCUUCCCAGGGCCGGAGGACAUGGACUAUUCGGUGAAGAUCAAGUUCAGCUGGCUGGGCUUUGACCACAAGAUCACAGGGAAGCAGUUCUAUAAGCAGGUGACCACGGUGGGGCGCCGUCUCAGCGUGGGCAGCUCCAUGAGGAACAGCAAGGAGCAGGCAGCACUGCAGGAGGGCCAUAAGCUGUGCCUGUCCACCAUCGACCUAGAGGUCAAGUGCAAGCCGGACGCUGCAGCGGCGCCCUCCUUCAUGCACAGUGUGUUCAGCCCCAUCCUGCUGCUCAGCCUCCUCACCAUGUGCAUCACGCAGCUGCGGCUCAUCUUCUACAUGGGCGCCAUGAACAACAUCCUCAAGUUCCUGGUCAGCGGCGACCAGGACGUAGUGAUGGCCACUGUUGGCCUCUACACGUCCAUCUUCGGUGUCCUCCAGCUGCUCUGCCUGCUGACAGCCCCUGUCAUUGGCUACAUCAUGGACUGGAGGCUGAAGGAGUGUGAAGACGCCUCAGAGGAGCCUGAGGAGAAAGAUGCCAACCAAGGCGAGACGAAGAAGAAACGAGACCGGCAGAUCCAAAAAGUCACCAACGCCAUGCGGGCCUUCGCCUUCACAAACCUGCUGCUCGUGGGCUUUGGGGUGACCUGCCUCAUUCCCAACCUGCCUCUACAGAUCCUCUCCUUUAUCUUACACACGAUUGUGCGAGGAUUCAUCCACUCUGCUGUUGGGGGCCUGUAUGCUGCCGUGUACCCCUCCACCCAGUUCGGCAGCCUCACGGGACUGCAGUCGCUGGUCAGUGCACUCUUCGCCCUCCUGCAGCAGCCCCUGUUUCUGGCCAUGAUGGGUCCCCUCCAAGGAGACCCUCUCUGGGUGAAUGUGGGGCUGCUUGUCCUGAGCAUGCUGGGGUUCUGCCUCCCCCUCUACCUCAUCUGCUACCGGCGCCAGCUGGAGAGGCAGCUACAGCAGAAGAGGGAGGAUGACAAGCUUUUCCUCAAGCUGAAUGGCUCCUCCAAUCGGGAGGCUUUCGUGUAGCGCCCACCACCUCAGAACUAUGGUCUCCUGCCCUUGCUUCAGUGACUCAUCAGUGUCCUCCUCCCCAUCCCAGAGGACCUCCGUGCACCCUCGGGAUCCUUGCCUUCACAUUUUGGAGUCCACGCUCCCUCCCAGGGCCCCAGUCCUGCCUUGGAGCUCUGCAGCGGAAGGACGGGAGAGGGCCUGGAUGUGCGAUUUUCCUAGUGCCGGAAGCAAGGGCUGCUGUGGGCUUUGCUCUGCCAUCCUAGAGGGGCCCUUGGGCUUUGAGGCUCAGUGGGGCCUGCAGGGGGAGCAAGAAGGAGCCCUAGCAGACAGGCUCUGUCCCUCAUGUGUCUGGAUUCUGCCUCUUGCCAAAGCAGUGGGGUCUGCCAUCUACUGCCUGCCACCUGCCUCUCGGCCGCAUGCCCACUGGCCACACCUGCCCAAGGACAAAGGCUCUCACCGUCUGCAACCCCUCGCCUGCCCCUCGACCUCCUCCCUUGGCCAGUCGGAGGCUGCCUGAGGAAGGAAGGACCCGCUUCCUGUUGUUGGUGCUAACUCCUUUGUAAUUCCAGCCCCCUGUGGCCUGUCCAUGACCUGUCCUCCUGUUCUAGGCCUGUGGAGAAGCUCCUCCCGCCGGCUGAAAGCCUGGGGAGGGGAUGGAGGGCUGGAUAGUCAGGCAUCGCUUAGGAGCCAAGGACAAGGCUAAUGAGCAGACCCUCACCUCCUCCCUCAGGGCGAGGAGUGUUUCCGCUGCCACCCUCCAUCCAGCCUGUGACCUGAAGGGAAUUAAAACAGCACCAACAGGGCACCCCUGACACACA
Messenger RNA from Enhydra lutris kenyoni (northern sea otter), 4984 nucleotides. RefSeq names its product solute carrier family 43 member 2. Gene Ontology annotation, biological process: transmembrane transport; neutral amino acid transport. The transcript is spliced from 14 exons. Lineage: Eukaryota; Metazoa; Chordata; Mammalia; Carnivora; Mustelidae. The record is from RefSeq and is a predicted model, not a curated record. Gene Ontology annotation, molecular function: neutral L-amino acid transmembrane transporter activity; L-amino acid transmembrane transporter activity. The coding region runs from base 2457 to 4181 and encodes 574 amino acids.